AUGCCGCCACAACAAAGGCAGCAGGAGCUGCUGGCGCUGCUCUCCGCGAUUCCUCCCGCGCUCCUCGGCGCCGCGGCCGCCGCCACGGACGCGGACCACGGCUUGCCGGCGGUGCACUCCUCUUCACCAGCGCUCGCCGAGGCGCUGCUGAUCGCACCGCUGCGCAGCGGUCUCGGAUCGGCGCCUCCUCCGUUCAUCACGCUCGAGGCGGCGGUGGCGCUCCUCUCGCUGCUCGAGCCUGAGGGCCGAAGCCAGCUCCUGGCCAUUGCUCGAGGGAUGCACCGGCCGCCGUCUCCGCUGCUGAGCCGGGCGCUUCCGCGCGGCCCGUCGCUGCGGGUGCUGGUGACGGGCGCCACCGGCUUCCUCGGCGGCGCUGUGGCGCAGCUGCUGGCUGCGACGGGCGCCGAGGUGACCGCCACCGGCCGCGACGAGUCCAAGGCGCCCGCGUUGCUCGCCGUCGGCGCGGCUCGCUUUGUGCGCGCGGAGCUGUCGCUGCCCGAGGAGGCGGCGGGGCUGUGCGCGGGCCAGCACGCGGUGGUGCACUGCGCCGCGCUCUGCGGCACCUGGCCGCCUGUGGUGGCCGAGGCGUGGGGCGGCGCGGCGCACACGGCUGCCAACGUGGACGCGACUGCAAACCUGCUCGCCGGCUGCGCCGCGGCGGGCGUGGCUCGGUUCGUGCACGUGUCGACGCCGUCGCUGUACGUCUCCAACGGCCGCGGCUCGCUCGCCGAGGAGUGCGGCGUGGGCGGCAUACCCGAAUGGGCCGUGCCGCCGCGCCACCUCGCCCAGCCGAGUUGCUACGCCGCCUCGAAGCUGCAAGCCGAGCGGCUGGUGCAGGCGGCGGCGGGCGGAGGCGGGGCGGGCGGAGGCGGGGCGGGCGGAGGCGGGGCGGGAGGCGAGGCGGCGGUCUCGGCCGGCCUUGUGACGGUGGUACUGCGUCCGCGCGCCAUCUUCGGCGUGGGGGACCAGCACCUCCUCCCGCGCCUCCUCGCCUCGCUGCGGGCCGGCCGGCUCCCCGUCACUUCGCCUAGAUGCCGGUCACGUCUCCUGGUCAUCGACCCGCACGCGGUCCGAAACGUCUCGCACGCCUGCGCACUCGCGCUGCGUGCGCCCGCCGCUGCCGUCGCCGGCCGAACCUUCAACAUCACUAACGACGAGCCCAUCUUGUUGUGGGGUCUGAUGCGCCGCCUGACCGACGAGCUCGGCCUGCCGCGCCCGUGGCUGAGGCUCCCCUUCCCCUCCGCCGACGCGGCCGCGCGCCUCUCCGAGCCCGCCGUGCUCGCGCUGCAGCGGCUCCGCCUGCUUCGCCGCGACUUCGAGCCAAAGCUGAGCCGGUACGCAGUCGCCGCGAUCGGCCGCACCACCGUCCUCGACGUGUCGGCCGCGCGGCAGGCGCUCGGGUACGCCCCGGUCACCUCGACGCAGGAGACGCUCUCGGAGGUGAUUGCGGCGCACGCAGCCAUACCCCCGGCCACCAUCCGCCGGCCGGGCGCGCGCCGCGCCGUCUUCUCCCAGGCCGCCUUCGCCGCCGCUUUCCUCGCCGCCGCCGCCGCCGCCGAGGCAUGGCCGAGCCGAGGCGCUCGCCACCUCGCCGCCCUCGCCGCAGCUCUCGCGCUCCUCGCCUUUGCGACUCGCGCCGCAGCCGACACGGCGCCGCAGCGGCACCGGCGCCGCGCCGCGGCGAGGGCUCUCUCCCGCGGCGUGACGCCCGGCACGCCUCGCGGGCUCGCGUCGCCGCCCAGCUGUGGCCGAGGCUCCCUCUGCGCUUCCCCCCUCGACAGCCCGACGUCGGCGGCCGCGCCGCUGCACUUUGGGCUCCCGCAGCCUGCCCUCGGCGCCGGAAGCGAAGGGCGGCAGCACCGCCUCCGUUCGCCCCUCGCCCCUCUGCUCGAUGCCGCCGCCACCGCGGCCGGCGAUGCCGCCGCCGCCCCCGCCGCUGCCGCCCCUGACGCCGCCGCCGCCGCCGCCGCCGCCGCCGCCGCCGCGUCUGGGGGAGAGCAGGAGGAAGCCGCUCGCAGCAUGACUGGCGGACCGUCGCUGCGCGUUGAGACGGGCGAUGUCACCACCCCGCCCAGCACCUCCGCCGUCGCAUCGCCCGCCACCCCGACUGUGGUUUCCGCGUCGCUGGCGGAGGCGCUCGCCCGGUGGGCGGCCGAGGCGCCGCAGCGUGCGGCGCUCGUGCACACGCGCGACGACUUUCCCCGCCGCGGAGUCGCUGCCGCCGCGGCUGCGUCCGCCGGCCUGGCCGCCACCGCUGCCGUCAUGGUGGUUUUCGCCGCCUCUUGGGCCCUGAUGUUGGCGGCGGCGACGGUGGCGGGGGCGACAGCGGCGGCAGCGGCCGUCGCCUUGCAGCGGAGUGAGGCGAGCAUACUGUUCGCGGCGCAGUUUGAGACCAUCCGCUACGGGGCGCUGCACGCCCACGUCUCGCGCUUGACCGCGACGCUCGCUGCGGCUGGCAGUGAGGAGGGGUCGCGCGUGCUGCUGCUGACGCCGCCGCCGACGGCUGCUGACACGGUCUCUUUGCUGGCGGCUUUGCGCGUCGGCGGGGCGACGCUGGUGAUUGGUCCAAGCGUGGGCUGCGCGGGGGGCGCGGCGCAUUGCACGGCGCGGCUGCGGCCGGAUCUCGUGGUUGCGUCGCGCGGUGCGUACAUUCGCUGGCGUCUCGCGCUCCUCUUUCGCCGUUGGACGAGGGGGGAGACCAGCGGGACCACGCCGCCGCUCCUGCCGAUCGACCGGCUUCCCGCCUUUGGCAGCGAGGAGGGCGGCAGCUAUCGGGCAAUGCCUCGGCAUGGCUUGCCCACGGCGCCUGCGAGCGGGGGCGCAGGGCAGCCCGGGCCAGUCGCGAUCGUCGCUGCGGCGACACGCGAGUCUGCGGCCCGCACAGUGUGCGACGACGCGGCGACAGAGGUGGCGUCGGCCGACGCGCUGCGCCGGCGCGCCGACGCCUACGGGCGUGCGCUCGCUUUGGCUUUGCCACGGUCGCGGCCGUUCGGGCUCAGCUCCGCUGUCGGUCCUUUCGGGAGGGACGCCGACCGCGCUCCAACAGCAGUCGGCGGCGCCGGAGCUUGGCGCUCCCUGCAUCUCGGCUCGCUGCACCUCGCCCUCGAUGACCUCCUGCUCGGGGGCACCGCCGUGCUGCACCCGCGCGCAACGGUGCCGGCGGGCGGGAAUUUGCCGCUUCUCAACGCCGACAACUCGGCGGCGGCGUGGGCCACCGGCGUGCAUCCCCGCCCAGUGUAUCGCCGCAAGCACUCCCUCACCUCCAAGCGCCGCGCGCAGCACCUCAUCAAUCGCUUCGACAUCAAUGUGCUCACCGCCCCAUCCGACGGCUGGGCUGCGCUGGCUGCCAGCUUGCCAGGCGGCAGCCUUCGCGGGAUCGCCUUGGGUGCCCUCUGCGUUGCGCCACCACUUCCGCCAGGAGACGGUCCAGCGACGGCGCCCGGGCUGCUCAGCGCAGCGUGCGAGCUGAUGCGAGUCGAGCAGCCCUUCAGGCCGCGAGGGAGGGGCGCGGUCAUUUGGUCGCUGAGCCGUUCUGCUGUGCCAUGCUGA
Emiliania huxleyi CCMP1516 is the source of this 3549-nucleotide messenger RNA. RefSeq lists its product as hypothetical. The coding region runs from base 1 to 3549 and encodes 1182 amino acids. NCBI's taxonomy places the organism in Eukaryota, Haptophyta, Isochrysidales, Noelaerhabdaceae. The transcript is spliced from 6 exons. The record is from RefSeq and is a predicted model, not a curated record.